GUUACUUACUUUAUUGUAAGCCCAAGCCGCAAACCAGACAUGGGCCAACUCUAGUUUGCGACGGCGGCGACGACGACAACGACGACAAACUACACAUCAAGACAAUACAACACAACUACACGACGAGUUUGGGACCCGCCCAAAGACAAAAGAACAAACAAACAACUGCCACACCGUUCCCUCCCACUUAAUACACGCAAAAUGAUCCUCGAAGAGGAUCCCGCUGCCCUCAUCCGGCACACCAUCCACAACUUCAACAUCCAGCCCGACCGCGUCGCCAUCUCGCGCAUCCACGACUCCCUGAGCACCCUGGAAUCCGCCCGCGACCUGCGCAUCACCGACGCGAGCACGCAGCUCAAGCGCCUGACCCGCACCCUGCAUACCCUGAACUCCCAGCACGAGGAGCUCCUCUCCCAGCACUCCUCCACCGCGCACGCCUCCGAGAUCGCCCGCCUCGACACCCAGAAGUUCCGCACCGCAAAGGCCUGCUCCGACCUGGAGAUGGAGGGCGAGCGCCUGGCCUCCGCCGCCGCCGACCUGGCCGCCCGCCUGGCCGAGCUCGAGGCCCAGGGCGUCGAGGGCGACGCCGCCGAGAACGCCAGGCGCAAGGACCCCGUCGACGACGAGGUCCUCCUGCGCCUCAAGGUCUACCGGAGCCUGGGCAUCGAGAUCGAGAGGGACGGCAGGGACGGCGAGUUCACAAAGGCCGUCAUACGGAACGAUCGCAAGGGCGACGUCCACGUCGUCAACAUGGACAAGAACUUCUCCCGGUUCUUCUACGCAAACUACUUCUGGAACACCCUGUAG
Molecule: messenger RNA, 807 nt
Organism: Truncatella angustata
Lineage: Eukaryota; Fungi; Ascomycota; Sordariomycetes; Amphisphaeriales; Sporocadaceae
Product: Spc24 subunit of Ndc80-domain-containing protein
Exons: 2
Coding region: 202-807 (201 amino acids)
Source: RefSeq, a predicted model, not a curated record